UGUCUCAAUAGGAGUGGCAGUGCUGGUGGUGACUUCACUUCAAACAUGGCUGCACAGGACGAGCUCAACCAGUUGGAGCGUGUGUUUUUGCGCUUGGGUCAUGCAGAAACAGAUGAGCAGUUGCAGGAUAUUAUAUCCAAAUUCCUGCCUCCUGUCCUGCUCAAACUAUCCAGUGUGCAAGAGGGGGUUCGCAAGAAAGUUAUGGAGUUGCUGGUACACCUGAACAAAAGGAUAAAGAGUCGACCUAAGAUCCAGCUUCCUGUAGAGACACUGUUGGUUCAGUAUCAGGACCCUUCUGCUGCAUCUUUUGUCACGAACUUCACUAUCAUCUACAUAAAGAUGGGCUAUCCUAGGUUGGAGGUGUCCAAACAGUGUGAGCUUGCACCAACUCUACUCACAGCAAUGGAGGGCAAACCUCAGCCCCAACAGGACAGUCUGAUGCACCUGCUGAUCCCUACGCUGUAUCAUAUGAAAUAUCCAUCAGAGCCAUCUAAAGCUUCCCCAUUUGUCCUGACGGAAAGGCCCAAAACUGUACAACUUCUCUUAGAGUUCAUGCUUGAUGUUCUUCUGAUGCCAUAUGGGUUUGUGUUAAAUGAGCCUCCAAGUCGUCCAGCUCCCUCUUCUCCACAAGGGGGAUCUGGAGCAGGAGCUGCGGCAGCACAAGGUCUCCCCCAGCCUCCACCAGGAAUGAGCGUUUAUGCAGUUAAAAGAGUCAUCGGAGAAGCUCAGUGGAGCCCAGAGCAACUGGAGCAGUGUAAACUGGGAAUUGUGAAGUUUAUAGAGGCAGAGCAGGUGCCUGAAGUUGAAACAGUCAUUCACUUAGUUGUGGCUUCAAGUGACACCCGACACAGUGUCGCCACGGCGGCUGAUCUGGAACUGAAAAGCAAGCAGAGCAUUAUUGACUGGAACAAUCCACUCAUUAUCAACAAAAUGUAUAAAGUUUACCUGGGUGAUAUUCCACUUAAAACUAAAGGUGCCACAGUAAAACAGGAGCUGAAGCAUGAGCCGGUCAGCACCAGAGUCAAGAUGAAGAUUCUGCCUCACCUUCUCCGCUCCAGACUGGCUGCCGAGUGCUUUCCUGCAAAUAUACAGGUUGUCUAUGAUGGACUUUUCGGAGCAAACACCAACAACAAACUUCUGUCCCUCACUCUGCAGUUUGUACAUCAUAUUUGUAUGGUGUGCCCUGAUACCAACAAACCUUUGGGUUUGAUGCUGCUGAACGGACUUACCAAGCUUAUUAAUGAAUAUAAAGAGGACCCCAAACUACUAUGUGUGGCCUAUUCUGCUGUUGGAAAACUUUCGAGUCGAAUGCCUCAGCUUUUCACGAAAGACAUUGCAUUGGUACAGCAGUUUUUUGAGUCCAUGUGCAAGGAGGAUGCUGAUGUGCGACUGGCCAUACAGGAGGCCUUGUCGAUGAUGGUGGGAGCGUAUGUUAAUCUUCAUGGGGCACUUCUGAACCUAAUGGAAGCACUUGUGGCUGCAUAUAUCACAAAGCCGGAGGUACAGGUGCGACAGGUAGCGAUGAAAUUUGCCAGCACAGUGUUUGCUCCUGAUCACGUAGCCUCUCGAUAUCUCUUACUUCUGGCUGCAGGAGAUCCUCGUGAGGAGGUGUCUGGGGAAGCUCGGCGAGCCCUUAGGUCUCUCCCCUCUACGAAAACAGAGAAAGAAGGAUCAAGGCCCAUGCCGUCAUUCCCUGAGAUGGUCAGCUACAUCCAGGAAAAGGCUGCACAGAGAUUGAAGACCCCUGCAAAAUACAUUGUUGGUACUUCCACGUUGCCUUUUAAUCCUGCCACAUUUGGAGAGAUAGUUCUUUAUCUGAGAAUGUGUUUAGCUUAUAGUGCUGGUGCCACAUCCACAUCUCAGAGCCUGAUGGACAUGCAGGAUGAUGCUCCUCUUAUUGGACGCUAUAUUCAGUCAUUAUUAUCCAGUGAAGCUUCUUCAGCCACUAAAGGAGGAGAUGCCAAUCCAGUUCACGUGUACAUGGACUUACUGCAACAGCUGCUGUCAGCUGUAGGAGGAAUCCCAGUGAUGUACUGUCUUUUGGAAGUCGUCUCUGUGUGCCCAGAGAAACUUACCCUCAACUAUGUAGACAGAAUCGACUGGAUUAAAGGUCUCAUGAACACUAAUAAAGAAGACAUGCGUGAAUUGGCAGCCCAACUGUAUGCCGUAGUUGUCUCUACUAUGUCUGGAAAUGAACUUAGAACUGCUGUACAAAACCUGAUUAAGAUAACUAAAGACACACAUAGUCCUGAGACUCAGCAUGGUGCCAUUUUGGCUCUGGGCUAUAUGGUAGGCAGAUACAUGAAUAAGAGGCGGAGCCUAAUGCCUACUGAGCCCACCCCCAAAGAAAAUGAGGAACUAAUUGCCAUGGCCACAAAAACCAUUGGUUCGUUUUUGGAUAGCGAGUCUUCUCUGUUGACUGUUGCUGCUGUGACAGCAUUGGGAGAGAUUGGGCGUAACAGCGUGUUGCUGAUACCAGCGGAUGGAAAUGGCUUCACUAAACUCAGUCUAGUGGAUAAUCUGCUUGCCAGGAUCCCAUCUGGAAAAGAGACUGGCAAGAUGAAAGAACGUGCCAUCCAGACUCUUGGGUUCCUGCCGGUGGGAGACAGUGAAUUCCCACACCAGAAGAAACUCCUGCAGGGCCUUAUGGAUUCAGUAGAGGCCAAGCAGGUGGAGCUACAAUUUACAGUGGGGGAGGCUUUAACUAAUGCUGCUAUAGGAAGCUGCUCUGGAGCUGCCAGAGAUGUGUGGACAUGCACAGAAGACCAAUACUGCCCUCCUGAGAAUGUGAAGAAUAAUGAUAUAGUGCCCUGGGUGUUGAGCUCUGUCUUGUCAAAAUAUAUACCAAGUCCAAACCCUCAUGUUCGGCAGGCUGCCUGCAUAUGGCUCCUGUCUCUAGUCAAGAAACUCAGCCAUCACAAAGAAAUACAGUCUCAUCUGAAGGAAAUACAGACAGCCUUUAUUUCUAUCUUGUCUGAUCCUGAUGAACUCAGUCAAGAUGUGGCGUCUAAAGGACUUGGGUUGGUUUAUGAGCUCGGAGGAGAACGGGACCAACAGGAAUUGGUAUCAACCCUAGUGGAUACUCUCAUGACUGGUAAAAGAGCCAAACAUAAUGUCUCAGAGGACACUGAGGUCUUCCAGGGGGAGACUCUUGGUAAAGCACCUGAUGGACAAGGACUCUCCACCUACAAGGAACUCUGUUCACUGGCUAGUGAUCUAAACCAACCGGAUCUUGUUUAUAAGUUCAUGAAUCUUGCCAAUCACCAUGCCAUGUGGAAUUCCAGAAAGGGGGCAGCAUUUGGGUUUAACAUUAUUGCAGCCAAAGCUGGUGAACAGCUGGCUCCUUUCCUGCCUCAGCUGGUCCCCCGUCUUUACAGAUACCAGUUUGACCCCAACCUGGCAAUCAGACAAGCCAUGACUAGCAUCUGGGAUGCUCUUGUCACAGAUAAAACCAUUGUGGAGAAAUAUUUUAAGGAAAUUCUUCAAGAUGUAAUUUCCAACCUCACCAGUAACAUGUGGAGGGUGCGGGAGUCAAGCUGCUUGGCUUUGAAUGAUCUGAUACGUGGAAGGCAGGCAGAUGAAAUCAUUGACCGCCUGUCAGAAAUCUGGGAGACUCUGUUUCGGGUUCUGGAUGAUAUAAAGGAGUCAGUUCGUAAAGCAGCAGAUCUGACUCUAAAGACUCUCAGUAAAGUGUGUGUGCGUAUGUGCGAAUCAACAGGUGUUGCUGCUCAGAGGACAGUGGCUGUGUUGUUGCCAACUUUACUGGACAAAGGCAUUGUCAGUAACGUAACCGAAGUGCGGACUCUUAGUAUCCAGACUCUUGUGAAGAUCAGUAAGACAGCAGGCAGCCGUCUGAAGCCCCAUGCUCCUCGACUCAUCCCGGCUUUGCUGGAGGCUCUGAGCGUGCUGGAACCGCAGGUGCUCAACUACCUCAGUCUGAGAGCCACAGAGCAGGAGAAGAGUGCAAUGGAUGCCGCAAGGUUAAGUGCAGCCAAGUCCUCUCCUAUGAUGGAAACCAUUAAUAUGUGUCUGCAACACUUGGAUGUGUCUGUGUUAGGAGAGCUUGUUCCAAAACUUUGCGAGCUACUAAAGAGUGGAAUUGGACUUGGAACAAAGGGAGGAUGUGCCAGUGUGAUUGUGUCACUGACAGUGCAGUGCCCUCAAGAUCUUACGCCAUAUUCAGGUAAACUGAUGAGCGCACUCCUAAAUGGGAUCAAUGACCGUAGUAGCGUCAUUCAGAAGUCGUUUGCCUUUGCCAUUGGACAUCUGGUCAGGACAGCCAAAGACAGCAGUGUUGAGAAGCUUCUGCAGAAACUAAACACCUGGUACCUGGAAAAAGAGGAGGCACUGUACAAGUCCUCAUGUUGUCUGGUGGUUCAUGCCAUCAGUCACUACAGUCCGGAUGUGUUGAAGGCUCAUGCUGGAGUGGCUCUACCACUGGCAUUUCUGGGCAUGCAUCAGGAGCCCGAGGAAGAGAAAGGAGAAAGCGCUGAGGCCAACCUGUGGUCUGAGGUCUGGCAGGAACAUGUACCUGGCAGCUUUGGUGGAAUCAGGUUGUACAUGACUGAGCUCAUAGCCAUUACUCAGAGGGCUCUGCAGUCUCAGUCCUGGAAGAUGAAGGCUCAGGGUGCCGCUGCCAUGGCAACUAUUGCUAAGCAACAAACGGGCUCACUGGUGGCACCUCACCUGGGCAUGGUGUUGAGUGCACUACUACAGGGGCUUGCAGGACGCACCUGGGCAGGGAAGGAAGAGCUGUUGAAAGCUGUUGGAUCUGUAGUGUCUAAAUGCAGUGCGGAGCUACAGAAGCCAGCAGCAGGUCAGCCGACAGUGAGCGAGGUGCUGGACCUGGUGCUGAAGGAAUGUAAGAAAGAGAGCCUGGUUUAUAAAAUGUCAGCCUUACGUAGUGCAGCAGACAUCUUGGAGUCGACAAAGGAGGAUCGUUUUCAGGAAAUCACAGACAUCGUGCUUCCUCUUAUUAAAAAGAAUCAGCCAGCAAGUGCCAGCUCCCAGAGACAUGAUGAUGAUGACGACGAUGAUGAUGCUAAAGCUCGUGAAUUACAAACAGAAGUUCUGCUUUGUGCAUAUGAGACGCUUGGAAAGUCCUGGCCUAAAACCAUUCAAACACAGAAUCAAUUCCAGAAUGAGGUUUGUAGCAUUAUGUGUGAUAGACUGAAGUUGAGCACGUGGAGAGUCCAAUUGGGAGUGCUACGCUCCUUGAAGGCUUUCUAUCAGGGGUUGUUGCUGUUGGAUAAGGAACAUCAGAACGCUGCUGUUCUGACUGAGAUGUUGUCUGAAACCUGCAUUGCCCUGGCAACACCACUAGAAAACAAAAGCUAUUCAUCAGUAAGAACAGAUGCCUUGGCAGUGGUUGAACUUCUUCUGAAAAGGAUUGAAGAGAGCGAUCAGUGGGAGUGUCUGUCUGAGAGGAGUCGGCAACAGCUUCAGCGCUCUUUAGCUACAAUGGAAACAGACAGCCGUCCAGACCUGAAGGACAAAGCCCAGACAAUGAGAAGAAAAAUACAAGCCCUGCCAUGAAUAACCUGACCAAACACACACUGUCCUGAGAGUUGAUUUAGAAUCUCCACCAUACAUUUUCAGUAAUAAUCCUCACAGCCAUGUCGCAUACGCACGCAUUUUGCCAUAAUCUGCACACUCCCAACAGCUCGGUGUAGGCCAUAAACCUUUUUUUUUCCAUGUGUGAACUCUUUUACCUGAUGCUUUAACCAAUGUGCAAAGACUACCUUUGGGUACAAUGAGCCUUGUCUUGUUUUGCUUAAACAUUUUCACCAACCAUUUUAACCUUGUUAAAGUCUCAGUAUGUGAAAGUGUGAGAAUACAUACGACUACUUCCAUCUUACGUUGUGGGGUUUUUUUUUUGGCUCAGGAUACCGAAAAUCACAAAGUUUGUGAAGCAGAAGGCUUUCUGCAGUUCUACUUGUUUGGCAAGGGCCAGAACGGCCCUUGUGAACCAUAUACACUGAGUUAUAUUCAAGGAGUUUGAGUGAUUACUGCAGGUUUCUAUUUAAACACCUCUCCAGUUUGUUUUAAAAAAUUCCUUGUCCUUCAUGAGUCAAGAUACUGAUUGAGAACUGUUCACAUAUAGAGUCAACCUUUCGCUUUCAUUCAUUCAGUGCUGUUAUAAAAGGAGGUAUCACAGAGUCAAGCAGAAGAGACCAGGAUCUAUCCAUACUGGAUAGGAGGGAACUUUUGAUUAAAAAAUGGAACGUUUUUUAAAUGAGGGUUGAUGUAAAGGUAUUACGUGUGUAUUAAAGGGAAGUUUGUAACAUAAAUGAAACUGAAACCUCAAA
Labeo rohita (rohu) is the source of this 6308-nucleotide messenger RNA. RefSeq names its product Ecm29 proteasome adaptor and scaffold (gene ecpas). The transcript has 49 exons. Gene Ontology annotation, molecular function: molecular adaptor activity. The record is from RefSeq and is a predicted model, not a curated record. NCBI's taxonomy places the organism in Eukaryota, Metazoa, Chordata, Actinopteri, Cypriniformes, Cyprinidae. The coding region runs from base 46 to 5535 and encodes 1829 amino acids. Gene Ontology annotation, biological process: proteasome assembly. Gene Ontology annotation, cellular component: nucleus; cytoplasm.